Molecule: messenger RNA, 2982 nt
Organism: Seriola dumerili (greater amberjack)
Lineage: Eukaryota; Metazoa; Chordata; Actinopteri; Carangiformes; Carangidae
Gene: zc3h3
Product: zinc finger CCCH-type containing 3
Exons: 12
Coding region: 10-2793 (927 amino acids)
Cellular component (GO): nucleus
Molecular function (GO): metal ion binding
Source: RefSeq, a predicted model, not a curated record
GUUGUAAACAUGGAGGAGAGAGAAGCGUUGAAGAGGCAAAUUGAACUUCUUCAGAAUCUCAUCAAUAAACACAAGAGUGUCCAUGGUGAUGCACCGUUUGAAAGAGCUGAGCAGAGGCAUCUAGAACCUCCAACAUCAGCCAGAGGCAGAGGUCAUAGUGCAUCUGUCAUCCAUCCUCACAGCUCCAGAGGGAGACUUUAUGCUCCUCAGACCCGUGGAAGUUGGAGGAAAGCGUACUCUCUGAGAAACAAGAACCCUCAGUCUUCUUUUGGACAUCACUCAGCUUCAGCCUUCUCUGUGGAUCAGUCUAGUUCCCAGCCUAUAUCUCGCAGCAUCUCACUGCCCAGUCACAGCAGAGGAGAGGAGAGCCAUAGAACCAAAACUUCCGCUUUAUCGUCAAGGAUUGUUCAACAGAAGAAAGAGGAACAUGUAAGCAGCAUCACAGGGAUUAUAGAAGAUGCAACAAAGAAACGCAAAAGAGGUGAAGAGGCAGCUUUGUCUCAGUGUAAAGAUGGAAAAGGAAGUUCAAGCUCAACAGGCACUAGCUUGCAACAUGAAACGGGACACAGACAGACUCAAGAAUUUCAGCGCGAGACUGAAAGCAGGCGUGUUGUCCUUCCAGGGAAGAUGGUCAGUGGUUCUUCAGAAGUGCCAUCUUCACUCAAGACCAAUACCUUGACCAAGCAGAGAAGCUCCGAAGUACAGAUCAAACCUCCCCUGACCAGCAAAACCGAGUCUAAACUGACUCCAGCAAUUCCUACGACUGGCAAUACCGCAUUACCCCUCUCUGCUCAGUUUAAGAUAGCAAAACAACCUUCCCUUGACCUCACAUCUCAGACCAGACUGGCCCAGGUCAGUACAUCUUUUAUGAAAAAAUCCAAGUUCACUUGGGUGAAGAGCCAGAACGUGGGAGGAGUGGAGUCCAGACAAGGUAGCUCUAUUUCUUCAUUCACGGGAAAAGCUGUAACUGUUGCCCCAACGUCACUCUCAAAAGCUGGAGUUGCCAGUGGAAGCUCCCCCUCGCUCACAAUCAGUAAGAGAACCCCUGCCAAGAAGUUACCCCGAAAGCUUAGCCCAGUCACCGUCGCCCCGAAGACCUCCAAGUACAAAUGGGUCUCCUCUUCUGCUGGAGUCCAAGCCAAGGUGUCUCGUAAACCACUGUCACCCAAAGCCCUGACUCUUGCUCAGAGAGCUCUUGAAAAGGGAGAGGCCACCAAAAAACUCAGAGCACCCUCUACUCCCUCUGCUAAAAUAAAAAAGGCAACCAGCCCCUCACUUAGUAGCCGUUAUCGCUGGAAGGCUGGGGGACAGACUACGUCUGGAGCAGCGACAGCAGGGGCAGCAGUGGCUCGUCGUAGAUCUGCCUUCCACUGGACUUCUGAAAAAAGCAACAAAGGAGUGAAAGGAGGGCUUGUUGUUUCCCCAUCUCUACAUCAACGUGCCUCCCUCCCAUCCUCCUCCCUUGGUGGGUUCAAACUGCGCAGCAGGAUGAAGAUCAUCAGGAAGUCUGCUAACAGUGGGGGUGGGUCAGAGAGGGGGAGCAACCCAUCAGCGGUGAAGUACUCCCCACGGGGCCGAAUACUCACCUCGACCCGGACUCCUUUAGGACUCAGGAGGACAUCCUCCAGGGAGCUUGUUUCUUUUGGAAGACACAAAUUGAGGCGGCUCUCCCCAACCUUAUCAAGGACAGGUCCCACCUCUUCUCCCCACUAUAGCCCCGCCUCCCAGCGGGUGUUCAGGACACGCUACAAGAUGGUCACCCGCCCGGGCUCCAGCACCGCACACACCCUCCACUACAACCCCGCCCUGUCCUGGAGAGCCAAGAGGAUCCAGUCUGCCAGGAGUUUCCUUCAGAACCGUCUUCGAGCUCCCCACGACAGACACCCGUCAUCCACCCAGCACUGGAGGGGAGGAGGCAUGUGCUGGAUCGGUGGGUCCCUGUACCGGGUGUCAGCCAAUAAGCUGUCCCGCACUGUGGCGUCCAACAUGUCAAUCAGCCGAACAGGAAGGUCCUCCAGCCCCCACGUCUCACCCAUGAUUCCUGCUUGGAACCGACCCUCCAGCACUCGACACUUAGCCAGUCGUGCGGUUCAGCGGAGCCUCGCCAUAAUCAGACACGCUCGCCAGAAGAAGCAGCAGAAGCAGUACUGCAUGUACUACAACCGCUUCGGCAAGUGUAACCGCGGCAACAAUUGUCCCUACAUACAUGACCCAGACAAGGUGGCCGUCUGCACAAGGUUUCUGCGAGGGACGUGCAAGCAGGCGGACGGGACCUGCCCAUUCUCCCAUAAGGUGGCGAAGGAGAAGAUGCCGGUGUGCUCUUACUUCCUGAAGGGAAUCUGUAGCAACAGCGACUGUCCCUACAGUCACGUCUACGUGUCCCGCAAAGCUGAGGUGUGCGAAGACUUUGUGAAAGGCUACUGUCCCGAGGGAGAGAAGUGCAAGAAGAAACAUACUCUGGUGUGUCCAGACUUCUCUAAGACCGGCUCCUGCCCCCGAGGAACCCGCUGCAAGCUGCAGCACCGACAACAAGCCAAACGAAGCGGCAGCAACACCUCCACCACACCGGCCAAGAGAGGCCGAACCAAGGAGCCCUGCAAGAGACCUCGCCUGUCUGUUGUCAUGCCACACGGCCCUCAGGCAGCUCCAGGGACGCCCACCGCGGGUCCUCUGGAGCUGCCGUCCUUCAUCUCCCUCUCCAGCUCCCCAGAGGAGGCAGACGCACCGGACACGCUUCCAGCCGAGGCCUCACAGGUUAAAGAGAAGAAGCUGCAGAUCAAGCCUCGGCUGUGAGACGAUAGAGACCGGCAGCAGUUGGAGGUGAACGACACUUAUCAAAUGAUUUUUGAGCUUCAGGUUUGUCCUGACUGGUCUUUCUGUGUCCUUUCCCUUUGAAUUACUCAAUAAACUCAGGGCCUGAAAGUUUUAUCCUCUGCCCCUACAAGUCAGGUUUACAUAUCAGUUUGGAUGUUUACAUCUUUU